Vitis riparia (riverbank grape) is the source of this 1650-nucleotide messenger RNA. RefSeq names its product protein MAEA homolog. Gene Ontology annotation, molecular function: protein binding; ubiquitin protein ligase activity. The transcript has 7 exons. Bases 91 to 1329 code for a protein of 412 amino acids. Gene Ontology annotation, biological process: proteasome-mediated ubiquitin-dependent protein catabolic process. NCBI's taxonomy places the organism in Eukaryota, Viridiplantae, Streptophyta, Magnoliopsida, Vitales, Vitaceae. Gene Ontology annotation, cellular component: cytoplasm; GID complex; nucleus. The record is from RefSeq and is a predicted model, not a curated record.
UAUCCCAGGUCGACAUCUCUCAGCAGAAACUAGUACUUACAUGUUCAGAGACUUCCGAUCUGGUUCUGGAACAUAUCUCUCUCUUCUGCAAUGGAAAUGGAAUCGCUUCCCAACGGCAACUCAGUCGCCGCCGUGGUCGCGGCGGCAGCCGCUGCAGCAGCGGCGGCUCCGUCGUCCAAGCUAAAUCAAUUAGCGGAGUCGCUGAAGUUGGAGCAUCAGUUCCUUAGAGUCCCCUUCGAGCACUUCAAGAAAUCGAUUCGCGCCAACCAUCGGAUCGUCGAGAAGGAGAUGUCCGCCGUCAUCUCCGGCGUCGCCGACGCCGCUAACGCCGACUUGUCCAGGGACGAAGCCGUUCACCAUCUCAAUUCGCUCGUCUCUAGAUUACAGGGCCUCAAGAGGAAGUUGGAAGAGGGAAGCCGCACAGAGCACUUGCAAGCGCAGAAGUGCAGAGCUCGACUUGAUCACUUAGAAUCAGCUGAUGCUGAUAAUCUAUCUGAAUGGAAUAACACGCGCUUGAAGCGGAUUCUUGUGGAUUACAUGUUGCGGAUGUCAUAUUAUGAUACUGCAAUGAAGCUGGUGGAGAGCAGCAAUUUACAGGAUCUUGUUGAUAUUGAAGUAUUCCAUGAAGCAAAAAGGGUUAUUGAUGCUCUUCAGAAUAAAGAGGUAGCUCCUGCUCUAGCCUGGUGUGCGGAGAACAAGUCCAGGUUAAAAAAGUCCAAGAGCAAAUUCGAGUUUCAGUUGAGGCUCCAAGAGUUCAUAGAGUUGGUACGAGCUGAAAAUAACUUGCGAGCUAUUGCAUAUGCUAGGAAGCACCUUGCACCAUGGGGAGCUACCAAUAUGAAAGAAUUGCAGCGGGUCAUGGCAACACUGGCUUUUAAGAGCAAUACUGAAUGUGCAACAUACAAGGUUUUAUUUGAACCAAAGCAAUGGGAUUACCUGGUGGACCAGUUCAAACAGGAAUUCUGUAGGUUAUAUGGCAUGACUCUUGAGCCUUUGCUGAAUAUAUAUCUGCAGGCAGGCUUGUCUGCUCUAAAAACUCCAUACUGUUACCAAGAUGACUGCACCAAAGAGGACCCUUUGUCACAGGACAGCUUCCGGAAACUUGCCUUGCCAUUACCCUACUCAAAGCAGCAUCACUCGAAGCUUGUUUGCUACAUAACUAAAGAAUUGAUGGAUACGGAGAACCCACCUAUGGUGUUGCCCAACGGUUAUGUCUAUAGCACCAAGGCUCUUGAAGAAAUGGCAAAGAAGAAUGGCGGCCAGAUUACAUGUCCAAGAACCGGUUUCGUCUGCAACUCUUCUGCUCUGGUCAAGGCAUAUAUUUCGUAAACCCACGCACAGAAUUGCCAAGUAAUUCUAAAGUCUCCGUGCGGGUGUCUAAAGGUGUUGGACUUUUAUUCUUCAUUGGUACCAACCAUUCGGUGUUUGAGGUAAUAGUCCAGGGCGAUUCUUCUCAUUCUGUGACUCUUUUGGAGACAGGGCCACAUGUAUAUAGUCUGCAAACUAUCAUUUCUACAAACGUACGGCUGUCACAAUAGCUAAAUAAACCAGAACAUAUUUCAUGAUGUUACGACCCGAACCCUCACAGCUAUGCUCUUAGAACAUUGGUGGUUUGAACGGUUUACAGUGGCAAGGUGGUUUCUUUACUUA